CCUUGAAAAGAGACUCUCUUCGACUCGCCUUUCUGGUGGGCUAUACUCUCUCUCUCCCUCUCUCUCUCUCCUGUUCGUGGUGAUUGCGUCUCCGAUUCUCCUCCACACUCGGGCGUAUCUAUGAGUUCCUUACGGCCCCCGUGAUGGAAAUGCCCACAUUGGUAUCCGACGUUUUGAUUUUUCUUUGAUCCCCACGGCUUCAUCUGGGGGCUCGUAUAAGCUUUCUCUGGUCGCGCUCCACUGAAUUCCUCGUUUCAGAAGAUGUCCAGGAGGGAAAUUCUUAAAUGGGCAUUAUGGGUUUUGCUUCUUUCUCGCAUCGGUGCGGCUCGAUCGCUGUGCACCGGCGGUUGCACCCUCGCUUACGGUGCUUAUCGGGUGAAGGAGAACGACACUGUCGACAACAUCGUGAAAUUCUUCCGACCUGUUACCACUGCCGAUGUCCAGCAGUAUAGUGGAUUGCCUAAUGCUAAUUUUAUAGACACAGGAAGCUUACUGAAGAUCCCCUUCUCCUGCGACUGUAUAAAUGGCAACUUCUUGGGCCACAACUUUGUUUACGCCAUUCAGUCAGGGGAUACGUAUGAAAAGAUAUCGGAUCAUUAUUCUAAUCUGACCUCCAGUGCGUGGCUGCAGGCUACGAAUUCAUACCCAGAGACACGCAUUCCAGACACCGGGAGCCUUAAUGUGACGAUCAAUUGUAGCUGUGGCAACGCUGAAGUUUCACCCAAUUACGGGUUGUUCUUGACUUACCCUCUGACAGCGGGAGACAACGUAUCUGGCCUUAGUAGUCAGUACAACGUCACUGCUGAUUUGUUGCAGAAGUAUAAUCCGUCUGUCGAUUUUAAACUUGGUAGCGGGCUAGUGUUCAUUCCUGUGCAAGGUUUAGAUGGAAGCUAUCACCCCCUAUCUCCAAGUACAGGUCUUGCUGUGGGAGCAAUUGCUGGCAUAUCUGUUGCUGUAAUUAUUGUUGCACUCUUUUUGGCUGCUUUUCUUUGGAUUGCUUUUGCUAAAAGAAGGAAGCAGAAGGAUGGACAGUUGAUUCCCUCUGAUUCUGGCAUUGAGAUCUCCAAGCAAACAUUUGGAUCUUUAAACCGAUCAGAUGAAUUUGGUGUAUCAUUGGGGCCUUCAGGAAUUACUGUGGACAAGUCUGUAGAAUUUACUUAUGAAGAGCUUGCAGAGGCUACAAAUGACUUCUCCAUGGCUAAUAAAAUAGGACAAGGAGGAUUUGGAGCUGUUUACUAUGCUGAAUUAAGAGGAGAGCAAGCUGCAGUCAAGAGGAUGGAAAUGGAAUCAAGUUCAUCUACAGAAUCAUUUCUUGCUGAAUUGAAGGUUUUGACUCGUGUUCAUCAUGUCAACCUGGUGCGUCUGAUAGGAUAUUGUACUGAUCGUGCUCUAUUCCUAGUUUAUGAAUACAUUGAUAAUGGCAAUUUAAGUCAACAUUUACAUGGUACAGCAGGAAGGCCAUUAUCAUUUUCUGAGAGAGUCCAGAUUGCCCUUGACUCAGCUAGGGGGCUUGAAUAUAUCCAUGAACACACAGUCCCUGUCUACAUUCAUAGAGAUAUUAAGUCAGCCAACAUUUUGAUAGACAAGAGAUUUCAUGGAAAGGUUGCGGACUUUGGAUUAGCAAAACUUACAGAGGUCGGAGGUGCAUCAUUGAAUACACGUCUUGUUGGUACAUUUGGCUACAUGCCUCCUGAAUAUGCUCGUUUUGGAGAUGUUUCAACGAAAAUUGAUGUAUAUGCCUUUGGGGUUGUUCUCUAUGAACUUAUUUCUGCCAAGGAAGCUGUAUUAAGGACUGGUGCAUCUACAACUGAAACUAAGGGCCUUGUUGCUAUGUUUGAUAAUGCCUUUGCUGAGGCAAAUCCCAAGGAGAACCUUAAAAAACUAGUUGAUCCCAGGCUGGGUGACAGUUACCCCAUUGAUUCUGUUUACAAGAUGGCUGAGCUUGGUAAAUUGUGUACUCAAGAAAGUCCUCAGGACAGGCCACCCAUGAGAUCUGUAGUGGUUGCUCUGAUGGCACUCUCAUCGUCAUCUGAAGAUUGGGAUGUUGGAACCUUCUACGAAAAUAAAGCACUCAUCAAUCUAAUGGCUGGAAGAUAGAAAUUCAUAUAUGCAUGUUUUAAGAGGCGGUGUGUACGUUUCUGUGGUUAACAGUGCUUGGUUUAUCUAUUUUAGUGGAAGGAAGGAUGCCAAUCUGUAUUAUUUAUUUAAUAAAUAUUCAGGUCUAAGCCUCUUGGUGCAAAUUCCAACUGUUA
Molecule: messenger RNA, 2252 nt
Organism: Nymphaea colorata (pocket water lily)
Lineage: Eukaryota; Viridiplantae; Streptophyta; Magnoliopsida; Nymphaeales; Nymphaeaceae
Product: chitin elicitor receptor kinase 1
Exons: 12
Coding region: 262-2097 (611 amino acids)
Biological process (GO): protein phosphorylation; innate immune response
Molecular function (GO): transmembrane receptor protein kinase activity; ATP binding
Source: RefSeq, a predicted model, not a curated record